CAGAUUCUUAUUCAUAGAAACCUGCUUUUCUUUCCAUGAUAUCCCAGACUAAUCUAGAAAAGCCCAAAACAAAAUAUGAACCUUCUUCAUCCUCUCCAUGCUCAUAUAACUUCUUUAUUCCUUCUUGCAUACGGGACACAGAGUUUCCUAUAUCUCAAGUGGAGGGGCCAUAGAAUGGAAGUGAGAGAAGCCUGAGCUGGGUCCCUUUCACUGAUGUAAAGGGCCCAGAGAGCAGAGGGAUGUGGACUGGGCAGGUGCCCGGCUACCUGGUAAAACCCUGUGCCUAGUGUAGUCCUUGACCUUAACGUUCAACCCCUGACACCAACUCUGCCUCACUCCUAAUAACAUCUAAUAGUAAUUUCAUGUGCCCACACUGUGAUCCUCUCAGACCUCCAUUUCCUUACUUAGUCCGUGAAUUCAAUUUUCAACUCAACAGAUGUGUGGUAAGUACUAUUUUGUGCCGGAGAUGCAGGGGGCAGGGGUGAAUGUGAAUUUGCAGUAUCUUCAAAGAGAUUAUAGUCCAGUGGCAGAGUGGAGGUGUGCACAUCACAAAACUGAAGCCAAGAGGAAAGUGUGCAGGGCAGGGAGUGGCUGGAAUUGGAGGAAGAUGCUCAGAAGGCCUAUGUGAUGGGGCUCCUAGACCGACUGGAGGUGGUCAGUAGGGAACGGCGACUGAAGGUGGCCCGGGCUGUUCUCUACCUGGCCCAAGGUACUUUUGGGGAAUGUGAUUCAGAGGUCGAUGUGCUACACUGGUCCAGGUACAACUGCUUCCUGCUCUAUCAGAUGGGGACCUUCUCGGCCUUUCUGGAGCUGCUCCACAUGGAAAUCGACAACAGCCAGGCCUGUAGCAGUGCUCUUCGGAAACCAGCCAUCUCCAUUGCUGAUAGCACAGAGCUCAGGGUGCUGCUGAGUGUCAUGUACCUGUUGGUGGAAAAUAUCCGCCUGGAGCGAGAGACAGACUCGUGCCGGUGGAGGACUGCGCGGGAGACCUUCCGCACUGAACUGAGCUUCUCCAUGCAUAAUGAGGAGCCUUUUGCCCUUCUGCUUUUCUCCAUGGUUACCAAGUUCUGCAGUGGCCUGGCUCCCCACUUCCCCAUAAAGAAGGUCCUGCUUUUGCUCUGGAAGGUAGUCAUGUUUACCCUCGGUGGAUUUGAGCAUCUACAGGUUCUCAAAGUACAGAAGCGGGCAGAACUGGGGCUGCCUCCACUGGCUGAAGAUAGUAUCCAGGUGGUGAAGAGCAUGCGUGCUGCCUCCCCACCCUCUUACACCCUCGACCUGGGGGAGUCUCAAUUGGCACCACCACCCUCUAAGCUGCGAGGUCGCCGCGGUUCUCGAAGGCAACUCCUCACUAAGCAGGACAGCCUGGACAUCUACAAUGAAAGAGAUCUCUUUAAGACUGAGGAACCAGCCACAGAGGAGGAAGAGGAGUCUGCUGGCGAUGGCGAACGAACCUUGGAUGGAGAGUUAGACCUGCUAGAGCAAGACCCCCUGGUGCCACCUCCACCUUCACAGGCACCUCUUUCUGCUGAGCGAGUGUCCUUUCCCAAGGGCCUACCCUGGGCCCCAAAGGUUAGACAGAAGGACAUUGAGCACUUCUUGGAGAUGAGCAGGAACAAAUUCAUCGGAUUCACUCUGGGGCAGGACACAGACACCUUGGUUGGAUUACCCAGGCCCAUCCACGAGAGUGUGAAGACUUUAAAGCAGCACAAGUACAUCUCCAUUGCAGAUGUUCAGAUCAAGAAUGAGGAGGACCUGGAGAAGUGCCCCAUGUCUUUGGGGGAAGAGGUGGUACCAGAGACACCAUGUGAAAUCCUCUACCAAGGCAUGCUCUACAGCCUCCCCCAGUACAUGAUUGCCCUGCUUAAGAUUCUGCUGGCUGCAGCCCCCACCUCCAAGGCUAAGACCGACUCUAUCAAUAUCCUGGCCGAUGUCCUGCCUGAGGAGAUGCCCAUCACAGUUCUCCAGAGCAUGAAGUUGGGCAUCGAUGUGAACAGGCACAAGGAGAUCAUUGUAAAGAGUAUCUCUGCUCUGCUCCUGCUACUCCUCAAACACUUCAAACUGAACCAUAUCUACCAGUUUGAAUAUGUAUCACAACAUUUGGUAUUUGCCAACUGCAUUCCAUUGAUCCUGAAGUUCUUCAAUCAAAAUAUCUUGUCCUACAUCACUGCCAAAAACAGGCCUGUCCCUUUCUCUGCAUCCUGCAGCAUCUCAGCCCUGGAUUACCCUUGCUGUACCAUCCAGGAUUUGCCGGAGCUUACUACAGAGAGUCUGGAAGCUGGAGACAACAACCAGUUCUGCUGGAGGAACCUCUUUUCCUGCAUCAACCUUCUGAGGCUGCUCAAUAAACUGACCAAAUGGAAGCAUUCCAGAACCAUGAUGCUGGUGGUAUUCAAAUCAGCUCCAAUCUUAAAGCGGGCCCUCAAGGUCAAACAGGCCAUGUUGCAACUGUAUGUUCUCAAGCUGCUAAAAAUACAGACCAAGUACCUGGGGCGCCAGUGGAGAAAAAGCAACAUGAAAACCAUGUCAGCCAUCUACCAGAAAGUACGCCACCGCAUGAAUGAUGACUGGGCUUAUGGGAAUGACGUCGAUGCCAGACCGUGGGAUUUCCAAGCAGAAGAAUGCACUUUGAGGGCCAACAUUGAGGCUUUUAACAGCCGCCGGUAUGACAAACCCCAGGACUCUGAAUUUUCACCUGUGGAUAACUGCUUGCAGAGUGUGCUAGGGCAGAGGUUGGAUCUGCCUGAGGAUUUCCACUAUUCAUAUGAGCUCUGGCUGGAGAGAGAGGUGUUUUCACAGCCUAUCUGUUGGGAGGAGCUGCUCCAGAAUCACUGACUGAGCUCUUUCUUAAAAAGGAUCUGAUAAAUGGGCGUUGGCUCCAAUAAAUGGUGCUCUGCCUACCCUGCCCAUUCGGCCUGUGCUUCCAGCCCUGGGUGUGCUUGUCUAGGGGAGAGUUGGCCUGGCCCAAGGACAUCCAGGGUAGUGCAAGGCCAUCCUGGGGGCUUUGGGCCUGGAGAUAAUGCAAGGCUAGGAUCCUGAGUCACAACUAAUUGGUCAACUUGCCCUUGGGUGAGUUGAGUGCCCAGUUGGUCUUGAAACUCUGCUGGAUCAAUCCUGCACAGGCUCUUUUGUAGAACUGCUCCCUGCUUUAGUCUUGCCUAGAACCAGCCUAGCCUUUGCUGGCCCCAAGAGUGAGAAUAAGUUGAUUAUGUUUGACCCAUGAUAUUCAUCAUAGGUAAUGGGCAGUAAAAGUCAUAAAAUAAGGGAGAAGAUUUCCUUCUUGCUCACCCUAGAUUCCAAGGACUUAGAGAGGUUUGGUAAAACCAACUUUGAAAUUAAGUAUGUAUUUUAAAUUAAAAUUUUUAACACCUCUUUCUAUUCUAAAAUUAUUAGCUCAAAGAUGAUUUUAGAGCACCUGCACCUUGCAGACGAUUUACUGUUACCUAAAUACUGCAUGUUAUAGUAAGGUAUAUUGUGUAAAGCUUACCUCCUUGUGUGUUCUGUUAGAGCGCAUGGAGUGCUCUGCCACAGCCAAUAUGAAAUAGGCCUUCUCUAAGGAUGUUUCAUGUUUUUCUGAAACUACUUCAGUCUUGAAAUGACUGGGUACACUGUAGAAAAUUAUCCUUUUGAUCCAAUUCACUUCUUAAAUGACAGGUAACUAUAGGAGGGUUUAUUUAUUGAGAUGGCAUGUCCAUUUAUGCUUGUGAUCAAUUUAUUUUUUAAUUGAAUAGAAUAGCAAGAGCGUCACAGCUUACCAUUUUUCUUCUCCUAUGUUAUUAAUGAUUUUUUUCCUUUUUACUGCUAGUGGUUUCAAAGUGUCCUGUGGAGAUUUAGCAAUACUGUUUCUAUCUAAAAGUAUUGCGUGUUUGUUUGAAAAUAACAGGGAUUGAUGUACCAACCUCUUUAAACUUCUUUUACAGCAAAAUCACAUACUUCUCAAUAGAAACAAGGUUUUUAGAAAAGCUUCUGAUUCAAUCAAGAUUAUUUUAUUUCUCUUCUGUCCCCACAGUUAUGUUUUCCAUAUUUUCAAGCUUUUUUGUUUUAAAUGCCUUCCUCACUGACAUAGACACUACUGAAUCUUUUUUAUGAUAGCACCAGGCCACUUUAAUUGCACCAGAGGUCUAGUAAAAAAUGGCUAUUUACUCUGUCAACCACAGUCUUAUUUGGAAGUCAUGAUACAGUUACCAAUGAGAGCCAAAGGAACUGAACCAGAAUUCUAACUAAAACUUGGAUUUCACCUCUUUGUGCUGUAGGGUAGCAGGCUUUCUGUUUUUAUGGAAAGGUUAUGAAGAAUGUUUUAGUAAUGGAUGACACUUUUAAAAAUAAUUUGUAAAGUUUACCUGAAUAGGACAGCUAGCUGUCCUCACUGCAAUCAAAAUAAUUUACUGAGCAUAUUAUAUAUGAACCCUAUUAAUCUAUUUUAAUGUGGUUUAACUGAAAAGAUAAUUUUCAAGGAAAGAGCAGUCAUCAAUCUAUUUCUCUUAAAGCCAUAUAGUAUUUAAUUUGUGUCAAGAAUAAAUAAGUUGCCCUUUUAAAAAUGUGCACAUGAAUGCUUUCUGAAGCAUAUAAGUAUGCUAAGCUUUAACAUUUCAUACAUUUUUUUAUAAAUCUUCUCUAAGGGAAGAUUAAUUCUCCAUGCAGAUGGAGAAACUGAGACACCAAGAAAAGUGAUUAGUCUCCAAUCACAACAUUUUUUCGCUGACUUGCUGGGAUAGCAUUCAGGUAUUGAUAGCCAGCCCCAUAUGUUAAACUGAUUUGAAUCUUCCAAUUUGAGAACCCAUGUGUGUGGUUAGGAAUAAAUUCAGAUUAACUGGCCUCCAAUGGUGAUUACUGUUACUACUUAGAAGAACAUUAUUUGACUGACUUAUAAAGGAUUUUUAUUUGUGAAUAUUUCAGUAAAGUUGUGUUGAUUGUUGAUAACACUGUGUACCUACUGAAGCACUUUAAUAAAAAGCAAUUGAACUGGA
Molecule: messenger RNA, 4964 nt
Organism: Suricata suricatta (meerkat)
Lineage: Eukaryota; Metazoa; Chordata; Mammalia; Carnivora; Herpestidae
Gene: STRIP2
Product: striatin interacting protein 2
Exons: 19
Coding region: 628-2832 (734 amino acids)
Biological process (GO): cytoskeleton organization
Cellular component (GO): cytosol
Source: RefSeq, a predicted model, not a curated record